AUGGGUUCCAAUGCCGGAUUCUCUGUCAUUCUCUUUUCCUUUCUUUUCAUGACCUUAGCUUCUGCUGCUCCAUUUAUUUCGGAGAAUAUAUUUGAGCCCAGGGCAUCUACAGCUCGUUCCCUUCUUCAGGCUACGAAAGCUUGUAGCGUGGACUUCGAGAACCAGAACUACACAAUCCUUACAAGUCAAUGCAAGGGGCCUAUGUAUCCAUCCACUGUUUGCUGCAGGGCUUUCAAGCAAUUUGCAUGCCCUUUCGCAGAUCAGAUAGUCGACAUGACGACUGAUUGUGCUACAGUGAUGUUCAGUUACAUAAACGUCUAUGGAAAAUACCCUCCUGGCCUCUUUUCUAACGAGUGCAAAGAAGGAAAUCACGGUCUUGAUUGUGAUUCAGUUGAUGCAGCCAGUCCUGCACCUUCUAGCGAUGGCGGUAACUUAGUUGGUCCUAAGCACUCUCUGCUGCUUAUGGUUGCUUCUUGUUUCAUUGCCUUGUUCUCCCUCUUCCAUUUGGUCUGAAUAUGAGUGUCUAAAAUGCGAAAAAUGGACCCCGGACUAAUAC
Messenger RNA from Neltuma alba, 556 nucleotides. Its product is annotated as GPI-anchored protein LLG1-like. NCBI's taxonomy places the organism in Eukaryota, Viridiplantae, Streptophyta, Magnoliopsida, Fabales, Fabaceae. Bases 1 to 513 code for a protein of 170 amino acids. The record is from RefSeq and is a predicted model, not a curated record. The transcript has 3 exons.